Messenger RNA from Lytechinus pictus (painted urchin), 2685 nucleotides. RefSeq names its product somatostatin receptor type 5-like. Gene Ontology annotation, biological process: G protein-coupled receptor signaling pathway. Gene Ontology annotation, molecular function: G protein-coupled receptor activity. NCBI's taxonomy places the organism in Eukaryota, Metazoa, Echinodermata, Echinoidea, Temnopleuroida, Toxopneustidae. The transcript has 4 exons. The coding region runs from base 218 to 1387 and encodes 389 amino acids. Gene Ontology annotation, cellular component: plasma membrane. The record is from RefSeq and is a predicted model, not a curated record.
AAUGACGAUUAUAAACCAUCAUGUCCAGGUUACUCUCUAGAUAGCGGGAUAGUGUUGCUGUGCCGUUUAUCCAUAUUCUGCGAAGAACAUUGCUGAACCAGAGAUAUAUUGAUGGUUUAAAACAGAAUUUUGUGUAGAUUUCGGGGUAUAGACAAACGCAUUCAGGCUGAUCUGAACUUUCAGGAUUGGACAAACGUAGGCUCAUCGUACAUUUUCAAUGAAUGCAACUUCAAGGAUGGCAACUACUGUCGGGUUAAACGAGUCUUACACGACAGACACUGUAGUCAACCAUUCAUGCACCUUCGUUUUACUUGAAGACGAAUGCGAACUGACCAUUCUCCUUUCCCUCAUCAUGUUCUUCAUCACGUUGUUCAACAUUAUCUUCGGGGUCAUCGCCAACGUUCUCGUAAUCGGUAUCAUUCUUGCGACUAAAGAAAUGUGGACGAUUCCCAGCAUGUACCUUGCGAAUCUUGCAGUCAGUGAUGUGCUGGUGCUACUGUUUGUAGCAGGGCUUAAUUGCUACGAGUACUAUGUCGGGGCUUUCCAACCGAAGGAAUAUUACAACCCACAGAAAUUUGUAUAUUACAUGGAGAUGGUGACGUCCAUGGCAACCGUAGCGAUGAUGAUCGCCCUCAGCGUUGACCGAUUCUUUGCUAUCGUCUAUCCUUUGCGGUCCCAGAAGUAUCGUUCAAAGAGAACGACAAGAAGAGUUUGCGUGGCUGUCUGGAUUUAUUCGUUUUGUUUCGGAGGAAUAUACUUCGGAUCUCAAUUUGGAGGCAACGUUCUUGAAGCGUGGAAGGAACAUAACUCUGAAUAUCUGAUCCCUUUUGGAGCUCUCUUAACAUACGCAAUCCCCCUAAUCAUCAUCUUCGGUUGCUACACAGGAAUAAUAUAUACUAUAUGGAAGGAAAGGAUUUCUCAAGAACACACAUCUGACUCGACACGCAAUAGACGCGUGAGACAAAAGCACGCCGUGCUACGCGCAUCCGUGCUUGUGGUUGCCCUGUUCGCGCUCAUACAAGGAUUCUUCAUCGCUUCGUUCGUGUGGAUCUCUUUUGGAGGAUCUCUCGUGGAGCCAUCCGUCAUCAUCAUCGAGUUCCACGUCGCGCAAGGCCUGUAUCAUCUUAACAGUCUCAUCAAUCCGUUCCUGUAUGCUCUCUCGCACGAGAAGUUUUAUCAGUCUAUCAGGCGUGUUCUUUCCUGUUCACCUUCCCGCAUCAAGUGGAAGAAAUCCAAGGAAAUUCAUCAAGCUCAUACCAGGAAAACAAACGAUGAAGGACGACCAACUACACUUUCUCAAGUAAUUUUAUCAGAGGACUUGAAGUCGCAAGGGGUCUAUAAUCACCCUCAUGACGUCACCAGGGCAGAAAUCUCCACUAGAUUGUAACGGAACUUUUCUUUGGACUAUAAUUAGGCUAGAUUGACGGUAUAAAUAACAGAAGUGGCGAAUUGAAGAUUUCAAAGCCAUUAGCUUACUGUAGAUAGGAUACGUUUAGGCAUUCGGUUUGAUGUAGGCCGACAAGUUUGUUUUAUUCUUUAUCAUGGUUGUUCUAUCUUAUGUUCAUAUGUCUAUAUAUAUUUUUUUUUUAGGUAAUUGGAAUCUACAAAUAGAUGAGUUUUCCAGAAUACUUCCAUUAUAGCCCUCCAUGCCCAUAUCUGGAAUGUAGGCAAUGUGUAUUCGGGAAUCGUAUGUAUACCUCAACAGGUUGUCACAGUCAGACUUCAUGGACUUUCGCUAUAAAACUUGUAUUUACAGAAUUAAAAAAAUCAAUAAAAGUUAACAAUCAUUUUUGUAUCAGUAAAGAACAUGAAAUUUAAUAUUCUGAUGACAUGAUCAAUGUGAAAACAGCAGCUCACUUUGUACUUUCUACUUGUUGCAAUAGCUCUGAAACGUUGCUCUUUCAUGUCUUUUGAAGUUAUACUUGGAUGACCGCUAUUUCAUAUGCGAGUGGAGGUGGGAAACUGCAUGAUUUUGGUUGGUUUUAUGUACACACGGUAUGCCAAUAAGAAAUAAUCUUUCAUGAUUACCUGUAGGAAAAUCAUCAAAUGAAUGACAAUGAAAAUUAUCGCUUGAAAUUAUGACUCAUUACCAUUCCAAAGAUACCCCCAAAAGGUUUUAAUCACCAAGCACCACUGAAACCACUGUUCUAAAAAAUAUUGUAAAAUAGCAGGUGCUUCAAUUUCACUACAUAUUGAAUCGAGGAAUGAGUAGGUGUGUGUGCCCGAUAAGAAUGAACUUAGGGCUAUAAAUUUUCCCUGUCAAGCUUACUUGAAAUUAGUUAUUCUUACUCGUUUAAGUUCUACUUAUCUUCAAAGCGGAUUUCAUUUUUGUUGCCACAUAUUUCAUAUUUUUCUAAUAAAAAGGCAUUGAAGUUGGGUUUCCCUUUUUCGAUAGAUAUCAUCAAUGAAAAUGAAAUGCGCAUAUAAAGUAAAAGUAGACAUGCAUUGGUCUAUUUACAGCAGGUCGGACCCCCUAACCAAAAAACACCAUCACAAUUAAAUAGUCUAUAUUAACUUGAGCUCAUAUAUUUUAAUUAAGAUUUUCCAUUUACAAUAAUUGCAGAUGACAAGGCUUAACUCUUUGUGUUGUCUAAUUUUGCACCAGAUAAGAUAAAGAACAUCCAUGAUGAAAUACAUGAUACCAGUCUAAUAAAAGGUGAUCCUUAGAAGAGCUGAACAUUUCUA